AUUAUAAAUGUUUUGCCAAUUCAUUCAUUGCAUUAAAACAAUUGAUUGAUUGAUUUGAAAGACAACAACAACUACUAUCACCUGAAAAACUGAUCCAUUGAUUAUUAGUUUUACUAUCUUCUAGUUGUUGUUGUUGUCCACCACUGGUUUGGACACUACCGAUCUCACUGACCAACUGUGACCGAACCGUCGGUCGUCUUGUCCGUCGACCAGAGAUUUAGGAGUUGUCCGACUCUUUACCGCCGCCGCCGUUGCCGUCGCCGCCACUGUUGUUGUUGUUGUUGUUGAUGAGAAUGUCUGCCGCAAGAAAUUCAAGACUAUUUAUCGGUUCAUUAGUUUUACGGUUUAAUUCUGACCGCGAAUUAUUUUGGCCGCCAUUUCAGUCUUAGAGAGAGAGAGAGAGACAGACAGACAGACAGACAGAGAAAGAGAGAGAUAUUUACCACAAGAAGAGAAUAAAUUGGUAUUUGUUUACCACUAUUGACGAAGAAGAAGAAGAAGAAGAAAUUGAAGAUAUAUUACCACUUAUUUUUGAUAAUAAACUAUAGGAUUGAAACCAAUUGAUUGAUUGAUUGAUUGAUUUAAACCAUUUCAUCGACGACAACGACGACGACGACUAUCACUACUACUACUACUACUUAUUCAAGUCUUAAUCGAUAAGAAGUAGAAGAAAUGGAGCGAAACAACAAUUAUGGCAAACCGUCGGUUGUCGGCCGCAGCGGAGGCUAUCGACAGCCGCCGCCGCCGCCGCACGAAAUGAACGACAAUUACAACUACUAUGAAGACGAUGACGACGACGACAAUGAUGACAAAGAUAGACAAUCAUCGGAUGACAACAACCAUCAGCUGAUGGAUGUUUUGGACAACUUUCGCGAGAAUUGGCGUAAAGAGUUGUUGUUUUCGCCGACAACACAGACAUCGGCCACCAAUCGGCGAUUCAACGAUACAAUUGAUAAUAGUAGUGAUGAUAUGUCGAUCACUGAUGUCGACCUGAAAGCCAUGGAACUAUUCAAAGAGGGCUCACUAUUGGAACAAAGAGGCAAACUGUACGACGCUGUGGCCUACUAUCGACGGGCCACCCAAUUGGUACCCGAUAUUGAAUUCAAAAUGUAUCGAUUGGAGGCACAGAUGAUGAAAAAAGCUUCGGCCGAUGAUAGCAAUACCGAUAACAACUCCGUAGACGACGACAACAACACCAAUCGUUCGGAUAUUGAUGGCCAGCGAGGAGUUGCGGACAACGACAGCGACGAGUUUGAUCCCAACGACGAUCUGAUUACACGAUUUUUGCGUUCAAAUACCGACGAAUUCGGUAACUUUUGGCUUUGUUCGCCGAAACAGUUGACGACCAAUACUACUACUACUACUACUACUACUAUGUCUUCGUCAUCGACAUCGACAUCAAGAGCACACUUUUCUUGUCUACCCAUCGAAGUGGUCCUCAAUAUACUAAAAUGGAUCGUGUCCAACGAACUAGACUUGCGAUCACUGGAACAGUUCGGUUCAGUUUGUCGUGGAUUUUAUAUCGUAUCACGUGACAGCGAAUUGUGGCGACUAUCCUGUCAUAACACUUGGGGCAGCAAUUCAAGCGUAUCGACGGGCGGUACCGCUGCCUCGGCCGCAUCCGCCUAUGGCCACAAUUGGCGCCGUAUGUUUAUCGAUAGGCAGCGGCCUAAUUUCAAUGGCGCCUACAUAAGCCGUACACAAUAUAUAAGACAGGGCGACAUAUCGUUCAACGAUUACUAUCGGCCCUGUAUUCUAGUCGAAUACUACCGGUAUAUCAGGUUUUUUCCAAAUGGACAUGUGCUUAUGUUGACCACUGCCGACGAUCCCCGCCAGAGUCUACCGUUGCUUAGACAGCGUCAGCCGAAAAACAACAACAACGUACUCAGUGGUCACUAUCGUAUCAAUGGACCGACAAUUGCUAUAGUCCUGCAUCGGGAGUACGUAGCCGAUGACUAUACACAACUGUCCGCCCGUAAUACUAAUAAAUACGGCAAGAAAACCCGCGAUCGCCAAUUGGCCACCCAAACGUUUAACAUUACACUAGAGUUGCGCAAUGUUCGCCAUCGUCGUAAUCAUCAAUUGGUUUGGCAACAGUAUUCGGUCAGUUAUCGCAAACCCAACAACGGUGGCGGUGGCGGCCAAGAAUCGGGUGCCAAUGAUUUCGAUCUGACCGGCAAUAAGUUUCCGCCGUUUUGGUUCUCCCGAGUCAAGAGCUAUGCGGCCAAUGCUGACCAUAAGCUUAACUAAUACUUGCUGUAAAAAUAAGUGGUAUUUUUUGUCGUUUGAUAUGUGUGUUGAGUGAGAGAGAGAGCACAGGUAGGGAGGGGACAGUUGUUUGUUUCAUCAUAUAGUGAUUGUUUGUUACGGUAAUUGAAAUUUUUUGAAUUUAAUUUAAUUGAUUGAAUAAUAUGGAUAUCAGAGUCAUAUUACUAUUAGAUAUUAUUAUUAUUAUUAUUAUCCAUA
Molecule: messenger RNA, 2466 nt
Organism: Oppia nitens
Lineage: Eukaryota; Metazoa; Arthropoda; Arachnida; Sarcoptiformes; Oppiidae
Product: F-box only protein 9-like
Exons: 5
Coding region: 673-2250 (525 amino acids)
Biological process (GO): SCF-dependent proteasomal ubiquitin-dependent protein catabolic process
Cellular component (GO): SCF ubiquitin ligase complex
Molecular function (GO): protein binding
Source: RefSeq, a predicted model, not a curated record